Dryobates pubescens (Downy woodpecker) is the source of this 1410-nucleotide messenger RNA. It is a transcript of the gene CREB3L3, whose product is annotated as cAMP responsive element binding protein 3 like 3. Gene Ontology annotation, cellular component: nucleus. Bases 37 to 1374 code for a protein of 445 amino acids. Gene Ontology annotation, biological process: regulation of transcription by RNA polymerase II. The transcript is spliced from 10 exons. The record is from RefSeq and is a predicted model, not a curated record. Lineage: Eukaryota; Metazoa; Chordata; Aves; Piciformes; Picidae. Gene Ontology annotation, molecular function: RNA polymerase II cis-regulatory region sequence-specific DNA binding; DNA-binding transcription factor activity, RNA polymerase II-specific.
CAGGACAGACCCGUGGGAGCUGGAUCUCACACAGCCAUGGCCUCCAGCGUGGGCAGCCUGGACAGCCUGGACCUGCUGGACCUCCUUUUUGACCGCCAAGAUGGGAUCCUGCGUGGCAUGGAGCUGGGGACACCAUCAAGCACCUGGCAUGAGGACAGGCUUGCCCAGGACAGUGACGACUUCAUCACAUCCAUCCUGGGCCCCAGGGACUCAGCACUGGACUCUCCCAGCUGGUCCCCGGCCACCAGCGACAGUGGGGUCUCCGAGGACCCCCCCUCUGACCAGCUCGACAGCUCCCCCAGGAGCUGUGAUGGGCGUCCCAGUGAGGUCCUGUACCACUUUACCAACCCCUGCCAAGCUCUGCCCCUCCCAGGGGCAGCUGGGGUCCAGCAGUCUGAGGUCUCCAUCGACCUGGAUAUGUGGCACCCUGGGUUCUUCCUGGAGGAGAGCCAGGACCUGUCCGUGGUCUCUCCACCCACAUCCUGCAGCCUCACCGUGAAGGACCUGCUGCUCUCUGGCGGCUCUGAUGCUCAGCCGCCGGUGCCCAGCUCCCUGCUGAGGCAGAGCCAGGGCCAGUUCCAGGAGCUGGUGCUGACGGAGGACGAGAAGAAGCUGCUGGCCAAGGAGGGGGUGUCCCUGCCCACGCAGCUGCCCCUCACCAAGUACGAGGAGCGGGUGCUGAAGAAGAUCCGGCGGAAGAUCCGGAACAAGCAAUCGGCUCAGGAGAGCCGCAAGAAGAAGAAGGAAUACAUCGAUGGGCUGGAGAGCAGGAUGUCGGCGUGCACAGCCCAGAACCAGGAGCUGCAGAGGAAAGUCCUGCACCUGGAGAAGCAGAACUCGUCCCUCCUGGAGCAGCUGAAGAAGCUCCAGGCUCUGGUGGUGCAGUCAAGCAACAAGGCAGCACAGACGGGAACCUGCAUCGCGGUCCUGCUGCUCUCCUUUGCCCUCAUCGUCUUUCCCUCCAUCAGCCCCUUCGCCCCCAGCAAGGCCGAGGCAGACGGCGACUUCAGACCCGUGCGAGUGUUCUCCAGGUCCCUGCACAACGCGGCCGCGUCCCGCGUGGUUCAGACGCACCCCCAGGCCAGGGAGGAGAAGCCGUCGGAGCCGCGGUGGCCGGAGCGCCUGGGCAAAGCCCCCGAGACCCUGCACGGAGCCUUCGGCGGCCACACGUUCGCCCCGCACCUGGACAAAGCCUCCCCCCGCAACACCACGCAGCCACUCGCCUCGGAGGGGCUGAGCCAUGCGGACCGAGACCCUCCUAGCGCCGCGUCAGAGGAUGGCAGCACCGCCCCGCACCACGGCCUGGCAUCGCUGGCCUGGACCGAGGCUGCCCGCGGCAGUUCCAAAGGGCUGGAGACGGCCGAGGAGCUUUGAGCAGCCGCCAGGGACCGCAGGGGACGCGAUGGGUGG